GUCAAGCCGUUCCUGCAGGGUCACACAUACGGUUAAAUCUGCAGACGGGAGACAGAGAAGCCAAGCUCUCAGAUAGCGAAAACGGAAAAAGUGACAUGAGAGAAGAGAGAAGAAGAAAAAGGCUGGGCAAAGUGGAUGUUGACUCAAAUUCAUUCUCAUCCCAGGAGCUCAAAAAAGCAUUGGCUAAAAUGAAGGAGAGUGAAAAGGCAGAAAGAAAGGCCCACGAGGAAGAGGUAAAGAAGAAGUUCCGGCCCAUAGAGCAGCUGAAGGAGGAGUUUGAAAAGCUGAAUGUGAAGAUGGAAACAGAUUAUGAAAUUAUGGUUAAAUUAAUCAGCAAAUUCAACAGCUCUGCCUCCACACUGGAUGAAAAAGUUGCAGCGCUUGAUGAUCUUGAAUAUUAUGUUCACCAGGUGGACAACGCUAAGGACUUUCUCUCCAUGGGUGGACUCCAGCUUGUGAUCGACGGGCUGAACAGCACCGAGGCCACGCUGAAGGAGCACGCUGCCUUCGUCCUGGGAGCCGCGCUGUCCAGUAACCCCAAAGUCCAGAUAGAAGCAAUCGAGGGGGGUGCGCUGCAGAAGCUCCUGGUUAUUCUGGCUACGGAACAAUCCCUGGCUGUCAAGAAGAAGGCUCUCUUCGCACUGUCCUCCAUGCUGAGACACUUCCCCUACGCCCAGCAGCAGUUCCUCAAGCUGGGUGGCCUCCAGGUCCUCAGGAACCUCUUCAGGCAGAAGGGGAUGGAGACCCUCCACGUUCGUGUGGUGACGCUCCUCUACGACCUCAUCGUGGAGAAGAUGCUGCUUGAGAAUUCACAGCACGGAGAGCAAAUGGAAGAGAAAAUCCAGCAGUACCGGCAAGUCAAACUGGUCCCGGCGGUGGUGGAGCAGGACUGGUGCGUGGUUGUUUCCAACCUCCUGGCCAUGCCGGAGCACGACACUCGGGAGAAGGUCCUCAAGAUGGUCGGUGUGCUGAUGGCCUUCUGCAAGGAGCGCUACCAGGGGGACCAGGCCCUCAGCACCACCCUCAGCCUCCUGCGCAGUGAGUACGAGGAGCUGGCGGCAGAGGAGCAGAGGGAAGGUGACAAAGACGGCUAUUUCAAGGAACUGCUUGGCUCCGUAAAUACCAUCAUUCAGGAAUUAAGAUGA
This is a messenger RNA of Cariama cristata (Red-legged seriema), 1145 nucleotides long. RefSeq names its product SIL1 nucleotide exchange factor (gene SIL1). NCBI's taxonomy places the organism in Eukaryota, Metazoa, Chordata, Aves, Cariamiformes, Cariamidae. The annotation marks the transcript as partial. The transcript is spliced from 7 exons. The record is from RefSeq and is a predicted model, not a curated record.